This is a messenger RNA of Megalops cyprinoides (Indo-Pacific tarpon), 2356 nucleotides long. RefSeq names its product THO complex 5 (gene thoc5). Gene Ontology annotation, molecular function: mRNA binding. Bases 160 to 2211 code for a protein of 683 amino acids. Lineage: Eukaryota; Metazoa; Chordata; Actinopteri; Elopiformes; Megalopidae. The transcript has 20 exons. Gene Ontology annotation, cellular component: THO complex part of transcription export complex. The record is from RefSeq and is a predicted model, not a curated record. Gene Ontology annotation, biological process: mRNA export from nucleus; positive regulation of DNA-templated transcription, elongation.
AUGGGAAGCGGCCAGUAGAAAGCGGGCGAAGGCCAUGGCGAGGUGGAGUGUGUUGCCAGUACAGUAAGCGAGUCCAGUUAGCAGUACAGUUAGCUAGUCACUUAAGCGAUUAUUUUUCGUCGUGUAUUUUAUUUGCUGGAUCCGAUACAAACGUUUACGAUGUCGUCUGACGUUCUGAAGAAACGAAAACCCAAAGUGAUUCGCAACGAUGGGGGCACACCAGAGGGUAAACGUAGCAGAGGUGAAGGAGACCAGGAUGCCCGCGUGUAUAAUGAGGAGGUGGAGUUGGAGGGUAGGGAUCCUGCCCAGGAUUAUGAUCAAUACAAGGAGACCUGUGAGGCCCUCGCCAGGCUGAUGGCUGAAAUUCAGGAGCUGAAGACCAGUGGCUCCAGAGACAAUUCAGUUGAGAUUGAAGAGCGACGCAUGCAGAGCUGCAUCCAUUUCAUGACCCUGAAGAAGCUGAACCGCCUGGCGCACAUGAGGCUGAAGAGGGGCCGUGAUCAAACUCAUGAGGCCAAACAGCGAGUUGAUGCCCUUCACCUCCAGCUGCAGAACCUAUUAUAUGAGGUCAUGCACCUCCAGAAGGAGAUAAGCAAAUGCUUGGAGUUCAAAUCAAAGCAUGAGGAGAUUGAGCUUGUCAGCGUGGAAGAGUUCUUCCAGGAGGCCCCCCCAGAUAUUUGCCGUCCUCACCUAACUAAAGAGGACCCUCAUCAGCUCACUCUGGCUCGUUUGGACUGGGAGCUGGAGCAGAGGAAGAGGCUGGCUGAGAAAUACAGGGACUCCUUGGCCAGUAAAGAGAAGAUCCUUAAGAGCAUUGAAGUGAAGAAGGAGUACCUGAGUAGCCUGCAGCCUGGCCUCAAUGCCAUCAUGCAGGCCUCUCUUCCAGUGCAAGAGUACCUGUCCAUGCCAUUUGAGCAAGCACACAAGCAGAAUGAAGUUGCUCGUCACCUUCCACCACCACUGUAUGUGCUGCUGGUCCAGGCCAAUGCUUAUGGCCAGGCCUGUGAUAAGAACCUCUCUGUGUCCAUCAGUGGGGAUGUGGAUGAAGCCAAGGCCCUGUCCAAACCCCCAGAGGACUCCCAAGAUGAUGAAAGUGACUCCGAUGCAGAAGAGGAGCAGCAGAACACGAAGCGUCGACGGCCCACUCUAGGUUUCCAGCUGGAUGAUAAACGUCGGGAGAUGUUGAAACGCCACCCUCUGUCCCUUUGUAUAGACCUCAAGUGUAAAGAUGGCAGUGUGCUGCACCUCUUCUUCUACUACCUGAUGAAUCUCAAUAUCAUGACUGUAAAGGUCAAGGUGUCAACUGCCACAGACCUGACUGGAGCCAUUAGUGCAGGGGAGCUGUUGAACCCUGAGACACUGCUCAACUGCUUGUAUGCCAAUGACCAGGGCACAGACACGCCCAACCCAGCCAAUCGUUACCAGUUUGACAAAGUGGGAAUCACCACAUUUGGAGAUUAUGUGACAGACCUGGGGCACCCUUAUAUCUGGGUCCAGAACCUGGGGGGGCUGCAGUUCCCCAGCGAUAGACCUGAGUGUGUCCCAGGGGGCAGCUCUCUGAGUGCCAGUCACAUGGAGACCACCAUGAAGCUGCUGAGAGGUCGUUUGCAGUCACGACUGGCCCUGCACAAGCAAUUCUGCUCUCUGGAGCACAGUAUUGUGCCAGUGUCCAGUGAAUGCCAGCACCUUUUCCCAGCCAAGGUGGUGUCACGCCUGGCUCGAUGGACCACCACAACCUACCAAGAAUAUGUGGAGCUGCCUUUUACUAAGCAUGUUGUGCAGGCUGGCCUGGCUCUGGAGACAGACCUGUACUUCUCGGCCCUGAUUGAGAGGGGCACGGCACGUCUUCACGCUACUGUGGUGCUGAACCCUCGCUACCCUGAGGUCACCCCUCUGUUUGCCCUUUCCCUUAACUGGAAAGGGGAGCGUAGUGGUAGGACGGAUGAUAACCUGCGGGCCAUGGAGAGUGAAGUUAAUGUGUUCAAGUCAGAACUGCAGGGGCCCCGUCCGGGCUACCAGCUGCUGACCAAUCAGCUGCAGCGCCUGUGUCUUUGCCUGGACGUCUACCUUGAAACGGAGAGUCAGGAUGAAAGUGUGGAGGGGCCCCGAGAAUUUCCCCGUGAGAAGAUGUGUCUGCGUACUGUGCGGGGCCCGAAUCGCCUGAAACCCUUCAAGUACAACCACCCCCAGGGCUUCUUCAGUCACCGUUGAACAGAAUAUCCUCAGCUGAGGGGGAUCUGGGACCCUGCCUGUCUUCAGUCACUAUACACCCUCUCAUGGAUGUUUUUAUAUACAGGAUUAUGUCUGUAGAUUAGACAAUAAAAUACGUUUUCUCACAAUGUGUGUUUCGUGUACU